Trematosphaeria pertusa is the source of this 929-nucleotide messenger RNA. RefSeq names its product cell cycle control protein cwf14. The record is from RefSeq and is a predicted model, not a curated record. NCBI's taxonomy places the organism in Eukaryota, Fungi, Ascomycota, Dothideomycetes, Pleosporales, Trematosphaeriaceae. The transcript is spliced from 2 exons. Gene Ontology annotation, biological process: mRNA splicing, via spliceosome. Gene Ontology annotation, cellular component: spliceosomal complex; nucleus. Bases 125 to 574 code for a protein of 149 amino acids.
AUCCCCACUCCACGAUCUAUUGCUCCACCAGGAACGAGACGCCUAGCACAGUUCCGCCAGCUUAUCCGCGAACUUUACGAAUCCCCCUCCAUUGUUCUCCUCGCGCCCAACAACCACCUACACGAUGCCGCCCGUCCGCACCGCGCGCGCCAGCAAAAAAGCGCCACCGGAAGGCUUCGAAGACAUCGAAGACACGCUCCUCGAAUUCCAGAACAAAAUGAAAGACGCCGAGAACGCGUCGCACGAAGGCAAGAAGAAGUACGAGAUGGUGUGGCCCAUCUUCCAGAUCACCCACCAGCGCUCACGCUACAUCUACGACCUAUACUACGAGAAGGACGCCAUCAGCAAGCAGCUCUAUGACUGGCUGCUCAAGAACGGGUAUGCAGAUGCGAUGCUGAUUGCGAAGUGGAAGAAGCAGGGCUAUGAGAAGUUGUGCUGCGUACGGUGCAUCCAGACGAAGGAGACGAACUUCCGAUCUACGUGUAUCUGCCGCGUGCCGAGGGAACAGCUCAAGGAGAACCAGGAUAUUCAGUGCGUGAACUGCGGCUGCCGGGGCUGCGCGUCGAGCGACUGAAGGAUUUAUCAUGCGGAAGAUGGGGACAGGAUUCAUAUCAUACGCCAGACACAGCAUCUGCGACUGUGGAGCGCGGGAUGAUACAUGGGGUUACCGCCAGCCUAGGGUAGGAAAGGGUCCGCCCGUUCAGGUCGAAGGAGCAAAGAGGGAUAACCCAACGCUGCUGAACAUGACCGGCAUAUUGCGACUUUUCACGGCGAGCAUCAACUCUUGCAUUGCUCUUCACGGUAGAUGGUCUGUCACCAGCGUACGGUACGAACAAGUGUUAACACAUGCGCAGACGAGAAUGAAAGCAAGCGAAAUGUUUAGAAAUUACAGAUAGAGAAAUGCAGCGCUCCAAGCCAAGCUCCAAGCC